UCGAUGACCUUUUUUCAUCUGCCAUCGAAGAAUUUAUUUUGAUCAUUUAAUUUCAAAAAAAAAAAAAAAAAUGCAGAAUAUCAAAACGUUGGCUAGGCCAACUUUUUCCAAACAAUUGAGCACAUCGAUCCGUAGCUAUUCGAACGAUUCAACGAAUUGGUUUAAAUUUGCAAUUGGAAAAUGGAAUAAAUUCUUUUAUGGAGGUGAACAACCAUACGAUAGUCGUGAUAUCAUCUUUGAAAAUAUGGUUGCCGAAGGAAAAACAUCGGUUAUGCUACGAUAUAUGCAGAAAAUUUUAUAUGCACGAGAAAAAGCCCGUACACGUAUUGUUAAACAUAAUGAACAUAUUCGAAAACUUGAAGACAAAAUCAGCGAUGGUGGUGUGAUCAAACCGAAAAGUUUUGCCAAUAGAUUUUAGUAUUGGCAAAACGGAAACAUAAUCACUAAAAUGGCUAUUGAUAUUUUUUAAAAUUAUAAUUCGAGUUAUUAUUAUUAUGAUAAAAGAUAGUGGAAGAAAAUAAAACAUUUUCAAAUGAAUUUGUGAUUUAUUUAUUUUUUGACAUACGACUCUGAAAAAUGGAUUAAAGAUGAAUAGUUUUUUUGCUGAAUUUAAACAAAAAUGAUCCAACUACAAUGGGUGUGUAUGUGUGUGUGUACUUUGCUACUUCGAUGAUUAGUAGGGCAACAAUUGAUUUUUUUUUUUUUUUUGAUUUGAAUCAUUUUUCUUCACACCAUUCAUUUUCACGACGAAUCUGUUCCUCUUCUUGUGGUGUAAAAUCAUUUUUAAUAUUAAA
Messenger RNA from Dermatophagoides farinae (American house dust mite), 794 nucleotides. RefSeq lists its product as uncharacterized. The record is from RefSeq and is a predicted model, not a curated record. Lineage: Eukaryota; Metazoa; Arthropoda; Arachnida; Sarcoptiformes; Pyroglyphidae.